Messenger RNA from Penicillium mononematosum, 3492 nucleotides. RefSeq names its product cohesin subunit IRR1. The transcript is spliced from 3 exons. Gene Ontology annotation, cellular component: chromatin; nucleus; cohesin complex. Gene Ontology annotation, molecular function: chromatin binding. The record is from RefSeq and is a predicted model, not a curated record. Lineage: Eukaryota; Fungi; Ascomycota; Eurotiomycetes; Eurotiales; Aspergillaceae. Gene Ontology annotation, biological process: sister chromatid cohesion. Bases 1 to 3492 code for a protein of 1163 amino acids.
AUGGAUAUCGAUAACCCACCUCUAUCAAGCCCCGGUGGCCCGUCAUCGACCCCCGCCGAAGACCGACGCAAAUCCGGUCGACAGACGCGACGACCCGAAGUAUUCUCGCAAACUGCAUAUUCUGCCGAAGAACAAGCUGCCGGUGGGAAGCGCAAGCGAGACGGGGCGCGUGAGGACGGUGAUGAGGACGCGUCUGAAUCCGACAGUGAUGAUAUUGGUGACGACGAGACCGAUGAGGAGGCAUUGAAAGACAAGCGACGCGCCGCGCGUCGAACUGGUGCUAAGAAAUCCAAAUCGAAAUCCAAGGCCAAGGGCUCGCACGCUUCGAAGAAACCGAAGGUCGCAAGUAACGGGUUAGGGAGACAGCUCGCCUUCCGACCAGCCACCAAUGGUCGACUGCCUGCUGCUCGUCCCCGGAAACCGAAAGUACGACCCAGUCUUGCGGCGGGCGAACGCGGAUUAUUCGCCGAGGUGUUCGGGAAAAGCAGCAAUGCCGAUACGGUGGCCGCUCAGUGGCUGUCUCAAUAUCAGCGCAACAAUGGUCAGGCCAUGCGGGACCUCGUCAACUUCAUCCUGCGAUGCACGGGUACCGAUCUUGAGAUCGACAUUAACGAAGUGGAAGACGUUGAUAAUGCCCCGGGCCGAAUCGAAGACCUGCAGAACCUUUACCAAGCAGAAGGCAUCACCGAAUACCCUAUCAUUUCCAAAGCGAAGAAGUUCAAAGCUUUCUCAGUCCUCCUCGAAGAAUUCACCGUCGCACUGAUCCAAACUUUCCAUGCCUCUUCCAUCCUGUACACCGACGAUACCCUGCUCGAAAAUAUUCAGAUCUGGAUCUCUUCCAUGUCAACAUCAAAAUGUCGACCAUUCCGGCAUACAGCGACCUUGGUCUCCCUCGCAAUCAUGAAUGCUUUAUGUAAUAUUGCGCGUGAGGUGACGACAAGCGUAUCUACCUCCAGAAAGCAACUCGAAAGUGAGAAGAAAAAGAAGACGAUAAACAAAGGUCGCGUGGAAGCAAUUCAAAAGGCUGUGUCAGAGGGCGAACAGAAGGUGGAACGACUAGACGAGUUCCUGCAGGAUGGGUUCGAUACUGUAUUUGUCCAUCGCUACCGGGACAUUGACGGUCAGAUCCGUGCCGAAUGUUUGACAGCUCUAGGCGGAUGGAUUCGCACAUACCGAGAAAUAUUCUUUGAGGGCCAGUACUUGCGAUACCUGGGAUGGACUCUCGCCGAUGUCGUUGCGCAGACCAGACUUGUCGCCUUGACUGAGCUUUUGAGCCUUUAUGAGAACCGUGACAACCUUGCUGGUUUGCAUUCAUUCACUGAGCGAUUCCGGCAGCGAAUCGUUGAGAUUGCUGUUCAAGAUACUGACAUUUCGGUGCGUAUGGUUGCGAUUGAGUUGCUUAACCACCUUCGUGAAGGGGGUUUACUCGAGCCAAAUGAUAUUGACGCUGUGGGUCGACUGGUAUUUGAUUUGGACCCCCGAAUUCGGAAAACAGCUGGACGCUUCUUUGUUGCCAACGUUCAAGAUGCAUACGAGUCAAUCACCGAGGAAGUGGGAGAGGAGAUCGCCGAGUUGCUGGCUGAUGAUGAUGAAGACGACUACGAAUCGCCUAAGCACUCAUGGGUCAAGUUUAAAUGCCUCGCCGAAUUGUUCCAGGCCUACGAUGCACAACAAGCCGAACAGCAAUCUGAGCCAAUGUCUCGCGACACACUGCUGGGAGCGGCUGUGGAGUCGCGCUUUGCUCUCGCGACUGAGGCUGUCUUCCCCCACCUGGAAGAGCUUUCUCAAUGGCCGUCGCUGGCUGGUUAUCUGCUCUAUGACCACUCUCAAAUUACUGAUACGCCAUCUGAAGAUGAUACUGCAGGAGUUGUAAAAAACAUGUACAAAUUGCAAGAGGGACAAGAAUCUAUCCUUCUGGAGGUGCUCUGUGCCGCAGUCAAACUCCGUGUUCUCGACAUCGCUAAGUCUGAUAUCGACAAGCGUGGGCGCAAAACCAAGGCUCUGGCAGCCAAGAUUUCCGAGCUCCAAGAAGAACUUUCUCACAACCUUGCUCAGAUCAUUCCAGGGCUCCUUAAUAAGUUUGGGUCUACACCGGAAGCUGCUUCUGCCGUUCUGCGAUUGGAACACCUUGUGGACUUGAACACAAUUCAGGAUCUACAAAAAGACGCCACGGCUUAUACCUCGCUGCUCAAUGAUAUCAACAAGCAAUUCUUGACUCAUUCGGAUCACGAUGUUCUGGCCGAAGCUAGUGUGGCUUUCUUGCACGCCAAGAGCUCCGAGGAGAUGCGAGAGGCGCUCGAGGGCAAGGUCCAAGAGCUAUGGGAUGAUAUGGUGGAGGCACUGGCUGCCUUGUCUCGGAAGAAGGACGUCCAGGAAGGCGGCUCAAUAUCCGAGCCCACUCUCACCGAUUUGACCAACACUGUCUGCCGAAUCUCAAAUCUCGCUGGAAUCACAGAUUGUGCCUCCAUUCUCGAAACUGCCCCUAGUUCACGAUCGAAAUCCAAGAAGGACAACACUGAAGCCCCAUUCAACACCCUCAUUCGUCUUGCCGAACGUGGUCUGCGCAGCGAAGAUGAUGAUGAGGAUACCGCCAAGGCGGAGAACGAGCUGGUAUCAAGCAGUAUCCGGUCGUUGCUUUUCUAUUUCAUGUGGAAGGUGCAGGCACUGUCCACAGCCCUGAAUGACGGAAAAGCCUCCUUCAACACAUCCUACUUCGAAGCACUAACAAAGAGCCGCGAAACUUUCGCCUCAACGCUCGUCAACAUCAUGGAAACGCGCUCCGGGCUGGAUGACCUCACACUCCGCAACAUCGGCCAAGACAAAGGCAACGACGAAGACGUCCUGUUCCAAACUCAAGGACUAAUCCAUGAAAUCGGACCUGAGACGCAGACCCUCAUCACCAAGAUCCACGGCAUAGCCGAGCGCACAUGCGCCAAGAAAUCAAGAAUCAACCUCGAACCCGCAGACGACGACGCCCCAGCCUCAGAAGACGAGCUCGACUCCGAAGAUGAAGCCAGCGACUCCGAAGACGAAGCAGUCCUGAACGACCGCCUCCGCAGCAGCAUUGUUGCCGAACAACGUCUCUGCGAGCUGACAGGCAAGCUCGUCCUCGCCAUCAUCGCCCGUAUAAUCGACGCCUCCGGCUCCAAGCGCGGCGCCCUGAAGAAGCGUCUCCUCCGUAACAAGACCGCGCUUGGCCACAACUACAGAGAGGUCCUGUCUUAUCUGGAAGAGCGUAAGCCCCGCAGCGCCCCCCGCGCCAAGGGGAAACAGCCUGCCAAGCCUGCUGCUUCUCCUGCUAAGGGGUCCAAGUCUACUGAGCACGUCGAUGAUGACGAUGAGAAUGACCACCCUGAGCCUGUUGAGGAAGACGAUGAGGAGGAUCUGCGUGCGCGCGGACUUAUCGAGGAGGUUGAGCAUGAGAAUGGGGACGAGGACGAAGAACUCACCCCUGCGCCUGAGGCUGAUGAGGAUGAGGUAAUGGGUGACUGA